Messenger RNA from Suncus etruscus (white-toothed pygmy shrew), 3607 nucleotides. RefSeq names its product nucleoporin 133 (gene NUP133). Gene Ontology annotation, biological process: poly(A)+ mRNA export from nucleus; protein import into nucleus; transcription-dependent tethering of RNA polymerase II gene DNA at nuclear periphery. Gene Ontology annotation, molecular function: protein binding; structural constituent of nuclear pore. The record is from RefSeq and is a predicted model, not a curated record. NCBI's taxonomy places the organism in Eukaryota, Metazoa, Chordata, Mammalia, Eulipotyphla, Soricidae. The transcript is spliced from 26 exons. Gene Ontology annotation, cellular component: nuclear pore outer ring. Bases 76 to 3546 code for a protein of 1156 amino acids.
CUUUCGCGCGCGCCGAUUUUCAUUCCCUCGGAGAGGACAGAAAGAUUCAGCUCCGCGUCGCUGCUGCCACCUGUCAUGUUCCCUGCCGUCUCUUCCCCACGGACCCCGGUGCCCGGCUCCCGACGGGGCCCGCUGGGAGGCGUCGGGCCUGGCUCCACACCUAGGACGGCGACCCGGAAGGGUCUCCCCCUGGGGUCUUCCAUUAGCUCUCCGGUGGUCUUCUCCCCGGUGGGCCGGCGAAGCUCUCUGAGCUCCCGGGGAACACCUACACGACUGUUCCCAUACCACUCUGUUACAGAGUCUAUAAACUAUGAUGUGAAAACAUUUGGAUCUUCUAUCCCUGUGAAAGUCAUGGAAGCCCUAGCAUUGUCUGAUGUUGAUGAUCAACUGAGUGUUCACAUAGAUGAAGGUGGAUGGGCUUGUCUGGUCUACAGAGAGAAACUUAUUAUUUGGAAGAUUGCUUUGUCACCUGUUACUAAGUUAUCUGUUUGCAAAGAACUUCAGCUGCCCUCUAGUGAUUUCCCCUGCAGUGCUGAUUUGGUGGCUCUUUCUUACUCUGCUACCUCAGGUGAAGUACAUUCUACUCAGGCUGUUGCUGUCAUGGUCGCCACUAGAGAAGGAACCAUUCGCUAUUGGCCAAGUCUUGGUGGUGAAGACAUCUACACAGAGAUCUCUAUAGAUAUGGGCAGUGAUAAAACUUGCAGUUUCCUAACAGCAGUACAGGGAGGAAGUUUUAUUUUGUCCUCAUCUGGAAGCCAACUGAUUCGACUGAUACCUGAAAGUUUAGGAAAGAUUCAUCAACACUUCUUGCCUCAAGGGCAAGGAAUGCUUUCAGGAAUUGGUCGGAGAGUUUCUUCUCUUUUGGGAAUUUCAUCGCCUAAUAGCGACCUCAUACUUUCAAGUGUCCUUUGGGAUAGAGAACAGUCAAACUUUUAUACCUUGACAAGUUCAAACAUCAGUAAAUGGGAAUUAGAUGAUUAUUCAGAAAGGCAAGCAUAUAGUUGGGAUAUAAAUAGAGCCCUGAAAGAAAACAUUGCUGAUUCUAUUUGGGGAUCUGAAAGUAAUUAUGAAGUCAUUAAAGAAGGGGUCAAUAUUCAGUAUUUGGAUUUGAAGCAGAGCAGUGAUGGGCUUCUGAUUUUGGCAGCAGCAUGGCACCCAGCAGAUAAUCCAUGCCUUGUCUAUUAUUCUUUGAUAACAGUAGAAGAUAAUGGCUGCCAGAUAUCCAAUUCAGUUUCAGUAGAAGUUACUCAAUAUAAUCCACCGUUUCAGUCUCAUGACUUGAUUAUGUGUCAACUGCUGGUCCCAGAUUUAACAAACCAAACUGCCUAUCUGUAUACUGAGAGUGCUGUCUAUGUGUGCUCCACGGGAACUGGAAAGUUUUCUCUUCCUCAGGAGAAAAUUGUCUUUAAUAUACAAGGAGAUGGUAUUUUAGGAGCUGGUUCUUGUGGUGGAAUUCCAGUCUUUUUUUCUAGAAACAGUGGGUUGGUGUCUGUAACUUCAAGGGAAAAUGUGUCUGUUUUAGCAGAGAAUCUUGAAGAUUCCCUCGCAUCUUCAGUUGCUGGACCAGGCAAUGAGAAUAUGGUUUUUGAGGCUUCUACAAAGAAUGAAAUGAUAGCCCAGGAUGAUAAAACCAAAUUGCUAAAAGCUGCUUUUCUACAAUACUGCAGAAAAGAUUUAGGUCAUGCUCAAGCGAUGGUUGACGAACUUUUUUCUUUAAACUCUGAUUUGGAUUCUGAUUGUGAAUUAGACAAAGCAGUUACCCAAAUCAGUGUGGAUCUGGUCGAUGACUACCCAGCCUCUGAUCCACGGUGGGCUGAGUCUGUACCUGAGGAAGCACCUGGAUUCAGUAAUACGUCACUGAUUAUUCUUCAUCAGCUAGAAGACAAGAUGAAAGCCCAUUCUUUCCUUAUGGAUUUUAUUCAUCAAGUUGGAUUAUUUGACCGUCUGCGUACUUUACCAGUAAGGGGGGUGCCAAUGACAACUCGAUUAUUGCUUUGUGAGCAUGCUGAGAAGUUGUCAGCGGCCAUUGUUCUUAAGAAUCACCAUUCUCAGCUUUCUGACCUGGUAAACACAGCAAUAUUGCUUGCUUUAAAUAAGAGAGACUGUGAAGUCCCAUCCAACCUGACUCCAGCAGAUGUGUUUUUCAGAGAGGUCUCCCAGAUAGAUACAAUUUGUGAGUGUUUACUGGACCACGAAGAGCAAGUCUUAAAGGAUGUGUUACUGGAAUCAGUUGAAUGGGCUGAGGUGGUGAUCAAUGUGAAUAAUAUUCUUAAGGACAUGUUGCAGGCUGCUUGUCAUUAUCGACAAAAUAAAAUUUCCUUGUAUAGAAGAGAAGAGCCACAAGAAAAAGAACCAGAGUACAUUCCUUGGACAGCAACAAGUGGCCCUGCUGGCAUUCGUACAGCUAUAAUGCGCCAACAUGGAAUUAUCCUGAAAAUGGUUUAUCCUCAGGCAGACAGCAACCUCCGAAACAUCCUGACUGAGCAGCUCGUGGCACUCAUUGAUUGCUUCCUGGAUGGUUAUGUUUCUCAGCUUUUGUCUCUGGACAAAUCCAGUGACAAAGAAAGAUACAGUAGUCUGGACGUAGAAUACCAACAGAAAAGAUCAGAACUCUUAUCUCCACUUCUCACACUAGGCCAACACUCGUGGGCUGCCUCUUUAGCAGAAAAAUAUUGUGACUUUGAUAUCUUAGUGCAAAUGUGUGAGCAGACCGACAACCAGGCUAGACUUCAACGCUACAUGACACAAUUUGCAGAUCAGAAUUUUUCAGACUUUCUCUUUCGCUGGUAUCUGGAGAAAGGAAAGAGAGGCAAAUUAUUAUCUCAGCCUAUUUCUCAGCAUGGACAGUUGGCAAAUUUUUUACAAGCUCAUGAACAUCUCAGCUGGUUGCAUGAAAUUAAUAGCCAAGAAUUAGAAAAGGCACAUGCAACACUUCUUGGUUUGGCAAAUAUGGAAACUCGUUAUUUUGCAAAAAAAAAAACUCUGCUUGGUUUGAGUAAAUUGGCUGCAUUAGCUUCAGACUUUUCAGAAGAUACGUUGCAAGAAAAAAUUGAAGAAAUGGCUGAGCAGGAGCGCUUUUUGCUGCACCAAGAGACUCUUCCUGAACAGCUGUUAGCAGAGAAACAGCUAAGUCUCAAUGCAAUGCCAGUGUUGACUGCACAACAACUCAUCAGUCUAUAUAUCUGUGAAGAAAACAGAAGAGCUAAUGAAUAUGAUUUCAAGAAAGCUUUGGAUUUACUGGAAUAUAUUGAUGAAGAGGAAGAUGUAAAUGUAAAUGAUCUAAAGCUGGAAAUUCUUUACAAAGCUCUUCAGCGAGAUAACUGGUCCAGUUCAGAUGGUAAAGAUGAUCCAAUCGAAGUAUCUAAAGACAGCAUAUUUGUGAAAAUCUUACAGAAACUUAUAAAAGAUGGCAUACAGCUGAGUGAAUACUUGCCAGAGGUGAAAGACCUACUACAAGCAGAUCAGCUUGGGAGCUUAAAAUCUAAUCCUUACUUUGAAUUUGUUUUGAAAGCUAAUUAUGAAUAUUAUGUUCAAGGGCAAAUGUAACUUUUCCUGAAAAUCUAUGUAAGCAGACCCUUAUAAAGAUUUGUUUACAUUUGUACAGUUU